AUGACUAUCGCUAAUCCGCACCAGGGUGGCGGUCCAAGAGUCCCGUACCCCAAGCACGUCUGGUCACCAUCCGGUGGUUGGUACGCUCAGCCGUCCAACUGGAAAGCCAACACCGCCGUAUUCACUGCCGUCAUCAUUGGAAUCACGGCCUUGACAUGGAACCUCAGCGCCCAGCGCGAAUACAGACAUAAGAUGCCCGAGCCCGGUCGCUUCUACCCAAGUCGCUAUUGGAGCAAACAGAUCGUCGAACAUGAGAAGGCGCAAAAGGCGAAGAAGGAGAACGAGACCUCAUCAUGA
Pseudomassariella vexata is the source of this 297-nucleotide messenger RNA. RefSeq lists its product as uncharacterized. The transcript has 3 exons. Lineage: Eukaryota; Fungi; Ascomycota; Sordariomycetes; Amphisphaeriales; Pseudomassariaceae. Bases 1 to 297 code for a protein of 98 amino acids. The record is from RefSeq and is a predicted model, not a curated record.